CAGCUGCGUGGCCGGGGCAGGCAGGUACCGCGUCCCGCCUCCCGGGGCGGUGCCAGGGGCGGCCUCGCGGGCGGCGGGUCAGUCUCCGCCGGAGAUUUCCGCUCGGCUGCCGGCCCGCGCUCUGCAGCAGGACUGAGAACUGGAUACCUGGUUUCUGGUUAUUCCUUAAGGUGGCAGUAUGUAUCCUGGAGUCCUGUUUGGAAGGAUUCCGAAGUCAAAAGCUUUUCAGACUCUCAGACUUAAUAUGAUGCUCGAUUCCAGGGUCACACGGUUUUGAAGAAACAAGCUUAUAGGCCUGCGCGAUGGCCGACGUGUUCGUGUACGGGACCCUGAAGCGAGGCCAGCCCAACCACAAGGUCCUGCUGGACGCCACCAACGGCUGCGCCACCUUCCGGGGCCGGGGCCGGGGCCGCAUGGUGGAGCCGUACCCCUUGGUGAUCGCCGGGGAGCCUAACAUUCCGCGGCUGCUGAACCUGCCGGGGCGCGGCUACCGCGUGUUCGGGGAGAUCUACGCUGUGGACGAGCAGAUGCUGCGCGUCCUCGAUGAGUUCGAGGCUCCCCUACCAUCCACGGGAAAACAGAUAAAAGCCCAAGGAAGGCUCCCUAGCCAGGGGACACACAGAGCCCUGCGGAUAAGAUCCCCUCGGCGUGAUCUGCAUGCACUGAAUGCAGAAGCCUAAUGAUGUCCUUGGAAACAAAUAUUUGUAAAACUCCAUCUGUGGGAAAAGAAAGACUCUCUUUCUUUUACUGUCAGCCAAUUUCCUAGAUAAUGUUGACAUACCAAUAACAAGAUUGUGCCCUUAAAUCUACCCAUCUCAUACGGCUUUAUUGCUUGCUGCUUAAAGAGCAUCAGGUUUUUGAAUGUCCUGGGUAAGACAAAUUUAGGAUUUUAAUUCCCCUAAAUGGCAUUUCAGGAACUCAUAUGUUAUCAUACUUUCCUUGCUUCUCUGUCUGCUUUGCUUUAAUCUGAAGAUGACAUUUAAAAUGAAUGUGAAGACUUUGUGUUGCAGCUAGAUUUUAGCAGCCCUACUCUAUUGAUUCUGACCUGUAUAGCACCAAGAAAAAAAAAAUGCUAAGCUGAUCUUGGAUGUCUCAGUGUAAUAAAUAAUAAAAGAAACUCAAGAAAAGCAUGCUGCAUUUUAGAGUAGUUUUGGAGGACAUACAACAUUUUUCUUCACAAUUUUCAGAUCAAGCUUAUUAAAGAGACUAUUAAAGAUCAUUUAAAAUUAAAUGUUUUAGAAAAUCAAAUACAAAAGUAUUGGUGUCAUUUUGGCCCUUUUCUUGGCCCUUAUUUGGUAGAAGAUUCUUUUUAUUCUAAUCUAGCAAAAUAAUGAGCACCCACUUGCUGGCAGACACAGCUGAACACCCUGAUUUCAGAUGGAAGCUCCCCCAAGCCCAGUGCCCAGCAGUGAGCACUGUCCCUGCUUCUGAGGGAGCGCAUUUGGGGGUGGGCCUUUGGAGAAGAACCAACACAUUAGCAAUUUGUUCUUCAGGCCUGACAGAAAGCUUAGCUUCCAAAUACAAACAGCACUUAAAAUAAUUUUAGUGAGGCACGAAGUAGCAAUUACUACCCACCUCCACCUCGUGAUCUGUCAGCGUAGAUUCAGAUCAGUGCGCGACUGCCUCUGCUUGCUUACCAGCAAAGUGUGAAAUGUAUUCCAAGAACUUCAGAACCGAAUGAAAAUGCAGCUGCUGAUCUCAGAAACCUCGUCUCCUCUGGGAGAGCUCGCUUACUCUUCAACUUAAUGGUAGACUGUGAUCGCUAACUGCAUCUGGCACACAAACAUGAUCAUUAUUUUUAGCCCCUUUUUCCUAAUUGGAAACUUGCUUCACAAAGACACAAAAAGGCAAGGACGGGUAUCAGCCCCACCCACUGCAGUUGGGGUGAGGGGGACCUGGGGGAAGAGGGGCCCUGUGAGUCAUCUCUCCUUAAGGGGACGUCCAGGGAUCCAACAGAUCCAGUACUUACCCAUUAGAGCCCCGCAGGGGGAUGUCCAUGAUCGUCAUCUGUGCUGUAUGGGCUGAGGGAGUUACGAAUAACCACAAACAGGAGUCCUCAACCAGGAUGAGCAGGCAUUCUGACUAUAGGGUGGCAAAUGCUAAUUUACGAAAAC
This is a messenger RNA of Myotis myotis, 2114 nucleotides long. It is a transcript of the gene GGACT, whose product is annotated as gamma-glutamylamine cyclotransferase. The record is from RefSeq and is a predicted model, not a curated record. Gene Ontology annotation, molecular function: gamma-glutamylaminecyclotransferase activity. The coding region runs from base 303 to 680 and encodes 125 amino acids. The transcript has 3 exons. Lineage: Eukaryota; Metazoa; Chordata; Mammalia; Chiroptera; Vespertilionidae.